Anthostomella pinea is the source of this 1260-nucleotide messenger RNA. The record is from the annotation of a GenBank genome assembly. NCBI's taxonomy places the organism in Eukaryota, Fungi, Ascomycota, Sordariomycetes, Xylariales, Xylariaceae.
AUGAAGCCCAAGAAAUCUCUGGAAAUCGACGGUCGCACGGGGGAAGGCGGAGGUCAGCUCGUGCGUUUAUCAUGCGCCUUGGCAGCCGCGACAUCGCAACCCAUUCGCAUCACUCACGUCAGAGGCAACCGAGACCGAGGCGGAGGAUUGAAAGCCCAACAUGUCUCAUCGGUCAGAUGGCUGGCCGAAGCCACCGGAGGCGAGGUCGAGGGCCUGAGCGUCGGCAGCCGGACGCUGGAGUUCAGAUCCUCUGCGCCCCCGACGGCUCUAGAGGAGCGCAAGAUUCAGAUCGUGGCCGACAGCAGCGCCGCGAGCACGCUGCUCAUAUUCCAGGCCGUGUUUCCGUAUCUGUUGUUUGCUGCCAAUGAGAACGGGGACCCGAUCGAGCUCGAGAUCCAAGGGGGCACCAAUGUGUCGUUCUCACUAUCGUACGAAUAUCUAGACCAGGUCCUGCUGCCGACUUUACAAGAUCGCUUCGGAAUCAAGGUCGAACGAGAGCUGAGGGCACGGUCAUGGGCGGUUGGUCCUAAGAGGAUGGGCAGCAUCUGGCUGAAGUUCCAACCUAUUCCACGCGGACAAACGUUGAAGCACCUACAGCCCUGGGACAACCCACUUACAGAGAAGGACUUCACGAUAAAGCAGAUCGACGUGAGCAUGCUGGUACCUAAUGCCCUGCGCGAACCGCUCGAGAAGGCAUUAGCGCGCGAUCUCGACAACCUAUUCCCGGACGUCGACAUCAACUUCGUACUGAUGGAGGAAAGCGGCCACGAUGCGCGGAUGUACACUCUACUGGUAGCUCACUCCGAAACCGGUCAGCGCUGGGGGCGUGAUUUUCUAUACAAUCGCGCGUGGAAGAAGAAGACGCCCGAGACGCUGAGCGCCGAGAUCUCCCGGGAAGUCUGCAAACAGCUCGCCCGGGAAAUCGCGACCCGCGGCGUCGUCGACGAGUACCUGCAAGAUCAGCUGGUCGUGUUCCAGGCCUUGGCCGAGGGGAGGACGAGCUUCCAUCGCGGGGACGAGCCGGCAGAUAUGGAUGCACCUCCAACUGGGGCGGCUAAGGGGGGUGAUCAGCUGAGCACGUCGAUGGACGGACUGAAGCUCGAGAAGCGGAUGAGGAAGGACAGGAUGUAUGAGCUUUUCGGAGAGGGCUCUACACACACGACUACGGCGAGAUGGGUGGCCUGCGAGCUGUUGCCCACGGUGCAGUGGUAUAACAAGGGAAGCAUCUGCGAUGGUGCUGGUGUUUCGUUUGCUUCGUAG